Molecule: messenger RNA, 1588 nt
Organism: Schizophyllum commune H4-8
Lineage: Eukaryota; Fungi; Basidiomycota; Agaricomycetes; Agaricales; Schizophyllaceae
Exons: 7
Coding region: 449-1447 (332 amino acids)
Source: RefSeq, a predicted model, not a curated record
CCACCGGCUAUUUUCGUCCUGGCCUGCUCGAGCGUAGGCGGGGAGAGGUGGUGAGAGGCGAGGGAGGCGAAGCUAGCGAACCUCGAUCGGAUGUGCUGUCAGACAAGGGCCGUCCAUCGAGCACUCACUGCUCGCCCGCGACGUGGGCUAUCGUGAGCAUCCCUACGUCUCUGCAAUAUCCCCGGGCUAUUGUUCGCUUGUUGCAGAACACGCGACGUGCUGCGCGGUCUUUGUCCCCAGAUGUGGAGCAGACUGUGACUUUUUGUCUCGAGCCCCCACGGCACUUUCUCUCCCCUCACGUCCUCACGACACACGACAAGGUCUCUGGCAGGCCGCCUCACGCUCUUUUCCCCGGACGCCCGUUCCACGACUGCCCCACGACCCCAGCUCUGGAGCAGCCACUUUCGCCUCGACGCGUCCCUCCCCUUCUCCUCUCGCACUCUGGACUAUGCUACGCGAGACUAUGGAGGCCAUGCCCGUGUCUCCCACCUUCCUCAGGAUUCGUGUUAUUGCUUUCAGUCUUAUUGCUUUCUUGAGCUUUCUGUGGGCCAUUUUCUAUACGCUGGACAUGUACUGGCUCUUCGAUGGGAUGAAGGCUCCCGAGCGGAUCCUCAUUUCCCUCAUGCUGUUGAACAGCUCUGCGACUUGCAUAAUGCUUCUCGUACUAAUUACUCGCGAGUUUCGCCCUUGGCUGGAUGCCGCUCGUAUUCUCCUUCUCUUCACCACCCACAUCUGCUCGGCUGUGGGAUACUCACUAUGGUACCCUACCUAUGUAUGUCCUGCUUCAAAAUCAGCAAAUAUGUGUCGCAUGUUCAACCUCUACAUCCUUGUCAUCAACUGGGUGGAUAUCGUCUUGCUCCUCAUCUACGCUGGGGGCUUGGCCACGCUCGUCUUCGUGCGCCGUCGGGCAAUGCAGCGAGAGGCGCAGCAAGGCAUACAAGAAAAGUUUGUCAUUGAUGCGCCCGACGCCACGGAAAUUGGGAGAGGUGACCUACUGCACACCACGUACAGUCCUCCCACUCUCACUCCUUCCUCUCGACACGCGCAUUCUCGAAGUAGCGCCAGCUCCUUCUUCCCCUACCCCCAGACCGCUACCCCACAGUCAAUGUCUCCCCCUCAUAGCCGACACAGCUCCUUCCAGAGUUUUCACCACCACUCGGCUGGGAGCUCGCGACACAGUUCGAUUCAGAGCUCUCGUCCUCACUCGACUGAGAGCUCGCGCCAAAACUCGACGCAGAGCUCGCGCCACAACUCGACGCAGAGCUCCCGCAGCCACUCCCGUUCUCGGACGAACUCUCGCACCCUCACCAUGUCCCCCAUCGUCGAAGAGCCUCGCCUGCCCGACCCAGCUGUCAGCAAACCGGACCUGAGCCCUCGCUCGUCCAGCAAAUCGGACCUGAGCCCCCGCUCGUCCGCUCGCCUCUCCCGGCCCCGCCACUUCAUGUAACGAAAGCAUCCCCUUCACGCUGUAUUAUAACGACCAGCACCUGCGGUGCCCAGUGCCGGACACUGAACAGACCUUGCUGUAGCAUACCUUAACGUAAUAUUCACGCAUUUGAAUGCAGAGCAUCAUGUAGUCGCGCUCCGG